Molecule: messenger RNA, 247 nt
Organism: Racocetra persica
Lineage: Eukaryota; Fungi; Glomeromycota; Glomeromycetes; Diversisporales; Gigasporaceae
Source: the annotation of a GenBank genome assembly
AUGCCUCAUGGAAGACCUUCUUUUAAAGAUGUUUGUUUACAAUUUAUAAAAGUUACUGGCACAGAUAAGCAUGGUCAGAAAACACCUCGUCAAAUGUGUAUCCACUGUGAAGAAGAUAUCAUUGACAUAAAUGAUCGUUUAAAGGAUCAUUUAAUGAAAUGUAAAAAUCGUUUACAAGAUAUAAAGGAUUUGUUAAAUUUUACAACUUCAAAAUAUCAAAAAAAUAUUUCUAUCACUGAUUUAACAA